Messenger RNA from Sodiomyces alkalinus F11, 603 nucleotides. RefSeq names its product ras-related GTPase, Rho2 subfamily. Lineage: Eukaryota; Fungi; Ascomycota; Sordariomycetes; Glomerellales; Plectosphaerellaceae. The transcript is spliced from 5 exons. The record is from RefSeq and is a predicted model, not a curated record. Gene Ontology annotation, biological process: small GTPase-mediated signal transduction. Bases 1 to 603 code for a protein of 200 amino acids. Gene Ontology annotation, molecular function: GTP binding; GTPase activity.
AUGGCGAGCUCAAGUCCCCAGAACGUCAUCCGAAGAAAACUAGUCAUCAUCGGUGACGGUGCUUGCGGGAAGACGAGUCUACUCAGCGUCUUCACCCUAGGAUACUUCCCAACGCACUACAUCCCUACAGUAUUCGAGAACUAUGUGACAGAUUGCAGGGUAGACGGCAAGUCCGUCCAGCUCGCGCUCUGGGAUACCGCAGGCCAGGAAGACUACGAAAGGCUACGGCCCUUGGCCUAUUCCAAAGCUCACGUAAUCCUCAUCGGCUUCUCCGUCGACACGCCAGACUCGCUUGAUAACGUCAAGCACAAGUGGAUAGAAGAAGCGAACCGCCUCUGCCCCAACGUUCCCAUCAUCUUGGUUGGCCUUAAGAAGGACCUCCGCGAAGACCCGGUCGCCAUCGAGGAGAUGCGCAAGAAAUCCCUCCGCUUCGUCACCGCCCAAGACGGCGACGCCGUCGCCAAGCAAAUCGGCGCCCGGAAAUACCUCGAGUGCUCCAGUCUCAGCGGCGAGGGUGUCGACGACGUCUUCGAGGCCGCUACUCGCGCCGCCCUCCUUACUUUCGAGAAAGGGGAGGGAGCGGGAUGCUGCGUCAUUCUUUGA